AUGACUUCUGGUAUUAUCAACCCGAAUGGCCUUUUUCUUGACUUCUAUGUCAUGAACGGCAUACCUGAGCUCGGCGAGGACGAUGGCAAAACCAGCCUCUCGCUCCAAGUUCUUGAAAACAACAUGACUUUUUGCGCCAUCCUUAUGAAUUUCAAAGAGGGCCAGCCUCCAACAGGCAUUCCACUAACUGCUGCACUCACCAGGCUGGCCCAAAUCGUCCUUCCUUCUCUCGUUCCGGAGAUCUGGGGUCGUGGAUAUACUCGGAUGAAAGACGUUUUACCCAGAUACCUGUCCGCUGGACACAGUAUGGGGUGUGUCAUAGACGACGAGAAUCGAGGAAAUGUUAUUGGGGACUUGUUCGAGGCCAUGUCAAAACUGCGCUGCCUCUCAUUGAAGAAGCUGACCUUUGAGCAAUGGCAAUAUUUCAGGAAUACCCCAUUCGAGACGAAAAUUACCGAGUAUCCUAUUCUCUGCGGUGGUUCAUCUUAUGGGUAUCAUACUGACUUUGCUUCUUUCUUGCAGAAUAACCUCUGGCCCAGAAACACAGGCUCCGCGGUGAACACAAAGCCCGAUGGGACUUUGGUUGUCAGUGUACCCGCUACAACAGUGGAAUACUUUGGGUUCGCCGAGACAAACUUGGACUUACUGACGCAGAGCUCAGUCUUGUGCCACAAUGACUUGGAGCCCCGUAAUCUUGUCGUCGAGAAAAUAUCCACCGAGCGUGGUGAAGAGUUCAAACUUAUGGCCAUACUCAACUGGGAUCAAGCAGGCUUCUAA
Messenger RNA from Colletotrichum godetiae, 777 nucleotides. RefSeq lists its product as uncharacterized. The record is from RefSeq and is a predicted model, not a curated record. Lineage: Eukaryota; Fungi; Ascomycota; Sordariomycetes; Glomerellales; Glomerellaceae. The coding region runs from base 1 to 777 and encodes 258 amino acids. The transcript is spliced from 3 exons.